AUGCGAUCUUUCAUGAUUCCUCGUGUGGCCGGUCUAAAACGACUUCCAAUCCGCCGUAAUGCAGUACCUCGUCGUCACUUGACUAUGCUCCACCCACCCAAAUUUGUCAAUGAGACACCGCUUGACUAUAAGAAGAACUCCCCCGAAAGAGUCGAGCUCACCAAAGCCAUCCAAAAAUUGAAGCGAGAAUUCCCCGUUACAAUCCCCAUCCAAAUCAAUGGAGCAGAGAUCAAAACGAAACAGUCAAGAUCCCAAAGCAACCCCUCCAAGCACAGCGAGAUCGUUGCGAACUAUGCCUACGCGAGCGAGGACCAGGUCAACGCCGCCAUAGAUGCCGCUCUCAAAGCUAAGCCCGCAUGGGAGGCCAUGCCCUUCGAAGACCGCGCAGCAAUCUUCCUACGCGCCUCCGAACUCGUGACCGGGAAAUACCGCGCCGAGAUAGUGGCUGCGACAAUGCUUGGACAGGGCAAGAAUAUCUGGCAAGCGGAGAUAGAUGCGGCAGCCGAGACAGCUGAUUUCUUCCGUCACUACAUUCACGAGGCAUGGGCAUUGUUCUCUCAACAGCCAAAGAUCCAGACAGAUGGUGUCUGGAACAAGCUAGAGUAUCGUCCCUUGGAAGGCUUUACUUAUGCCAUUGCUCCCUUCAACUUUACUGCGCUGGGAGCUACCCUGAUCGGACCAGCUGCCCUGCUUGGAAACGUGGUUAUCUGGAAGCCAUCUGACUCAGCUCUGCACGCUAGCUGGCUGCUCCACAAGAUUCUUUUGGAAGCAGGCUUGCCAAAGGAUGUCAUUCAGUUCCUUCCUGGUGAUGCAGAAGAAGUCACAAACGUCAUUUUGAAGAGACCCGAGUUCAGUGCGUUGACUUUUAUCGGAUCAACAGCUACAUUCAAGGGAAUCCAGAAGAAGAUCGGCGACGGCAUCGGGGAAGGCAUAUAUAACUCUUACCCUCGUGUUGUCGGUGAGACCGGCGGCAAGAACUGGGGCAUCGUUCACCCCUCAGCGGACGUGAGAAGCGCUGCGCUGAACACCAUCCGAGCUGCUUUUGAGUACCAAGGACAGAAGUGCUCUGCCAACUCCCGUGUCUAUAUUGCCGAGUCUGUCUGGCCGGAGUUCAAGAAGGUCCUGGCUGAGCAGACGGAGGCUUUGAAGAUUGGUAAUGUGGAAGAUUACAGCAACUUCAUCAACCCAGUUAUCCACGAAAGAUCCUUCGACAAGCUUCAAAAGGUCAUUGAGGACGCAAAGGCUGAUCCUGAGCUUGAGUUGAUUGUGGGCGGCAAGGCCUCCAAGAAGGAUGGCUACUACGUACAUCCAACUGUGUACCAGACAUCCAAUCCGCAUCACGAUAUGAUGUCUCAAGAGUUGUUUGGACCAAUCCUGUGCGCUUAUGUGUAUCCCGAUGCGGAGUGGGAGCAGACGUUGAAGCUGGUUGAUACUACAUCACGAUAUGCUCUGACUGGAAGCAUCUUUGCCAAGGACCCUUAUGCAAGCCGUCAGGGACAAAAGGCAUUGAAGCACGCUGCUGGUAUGCUAUAUCUUAACACCAAGUGCACUGGAGCGACGGUGGCUCAGCAGCCAUUUGGUGGUAGCCGUGACUCGGGAACAAAUGAUAAGACCGGUACUAUGGCACACUUGCAGAGGUUUGUGAGCACCCAGACAAUAAAGGAGGAGUUUGUGCCUUUGGAGAAGGUUGAAUAUCCUUCCAAUGAAGUUUAA
This is a messenger RNA of Penicillium verhagenii, 1713 nucleotides long. Its product is annotated as L-glutamate gamma-semialdehyde dehydrogenase. Gene Ontology annotation, molecular function: L-glutamate gamma-semialdehyde dehydrogenase (NAD+) activity. The transcript has 3 exons. The record is from RefSeq and is a predicted model, not a curated record. Lineage: Eukaryota; Fungi; Ascomycota; Eurotiomycetes; Eurotiales; Aspergillaceae. Gene Ontology annotation, cellular component: mitochondrial matrix. Bases 1 to 1713 code for a protein of 570 amino acids.